Molecule: messenger RNA, 8490 nt
Organism: Triplophysa dalaica
Lineage: Eukaryota; Metazoa; Chordata; Actinopteri; Cypriniformes; Nemacheilidae
Gene: zbtb7a
Product: zinc finger and BTB domain containing 7a
Exons: 4
Coding region: 459-2198 (579 amino acids)
Biological process (GO): regulation of transcription by RNA polymerase II
Molecular function (GO): protein binding; RNA polymerase II cis-regulatory region sequence-specific DNA binding; DNA-binding transcription factor activity, RNA polymerase II-specific
Source: RefSeq, a predicted model, not a curated record
GUAGUUCAUAGCUGCAGCCUGGAAGUAGGUAUUGUAGCAUUUAUGAACUCCACAUCCCAGAGUGCUUUGCCUUUGGCCAUACAGGAAAGGGAACAGCCGGUAGCCUAUCCUAGCGGGGAGGUGUGGUGAUUGAGCAGCCAGCAGACCAAUCGCAGGGGGAUGUGAAGCCAGAGCAGUGGGCUGAAAAUAGAGUGGGGGAGUUGGUAGGUGUCUGCCUGUGUGGGAUCAGGCAAGGGCUUGCCUGUGUAACCAGGGCUGCUCAGAAGUUUCCUGUCUGCAAUUGCUCCGGAGCAGGACCCUGCCAUACACAGAGGCAGACAAGCGAGCAGGCAGGCAGAAGACUGAGCUGUCCCAGAGGGAAGUAAAAUUCUGUCCAGCCGACAGGCAGACGGGCAGACGGCAGGACGGACGGACGAGCGGCGGCUGCGAUUGGCGGCUCGGCGGCAGGCUGGUGGAAAAUGUCGUCGGGAGCUGGUGGGCGGGGAAGACGGCAGGGGAGGACCUGCAGUAGUGCGGGUGAGGUUGAAGAAGGCCCAGUCGGUAUCCCUUUCCCUGAGCACAGUGCUGACCUGCUGGGCAGUCUCAACCGACAACGGCUAAGCGGGCUGCUCUGUGAUGUACUGCUAGUGGCCCAGGAGAGAGAAUUCCCUGCCCACCGCUCUGUGUUGGCUUCCUGUAGCACCUACUUCCACAAGCUUUUCACCUCGGGUCUCGCUGCUGACCGUCAGAAGGUCUAUACGCUGGACUUUGUGCGACCUGAGACGCUGGCUGACCUCCUUGACUUUGCCUACACGGCCACACUCACAGUCAGUCGCAACAGUGUGGUUGACAUCCUAAGUGCUGCCCGUGUGCUGGAGAUCUCACCUGUCCAUGAAGUCUGCACACACCUGCUGGACACCAAAGUGCUCUCCCCGCCGGCGGGCAGUGAGCAAGAAGACGACGAGGAAGAGGAGGAGCGAAAAAAAAAUGGAAAAGAGCAGGGCAUCCGGUUGCGUGCCCGGGAGUACCUGGAAUAUUUCCAGAGGGGGGCACAUUGGGGUAGCAGCUGCAGCACGCCAGAGCUCAGGGACCUGCCCGCACACCUGCACUUUAGCCAACGGAACGGCGCUGACAGCAAUGGAACGCCCACCGGCCCUCCUGACUACUACUCGCCACUUGCCCAGGCCCUAGCGCAACCACCUCAUGACCCCGAAGAUGACUAUGUCGACGAGGAUCGCCGGAAUGGAGCUCGAGGAAAAGGUGCUGAAGCUAUGAUGUCCUUUUAUGCUCCUACUCACAAUGGACAUUUCUACCUCCAUCAGGCAGAGCCCAAAUCCGAGAGAGAGGUGGAAGUGCCAGGGGAGCGUGAGCAAGGCUCAGCAAGUGCUUUGCUACAACAGAUGAUGGACUCCUUGCAGCAUAAAAGGGAGCAGGCCAUAGCUGGUGUGGGUGAGGAGGACAGGCCGGAGAGUGAAGAGCCAGACGUGGAGUUUUACUUGAAGUACUUUAAUAGUGCACAGCAAGAGGAGAUCACCAGUUCCCCCAUCUCACCAAGUCUACUACCAAUGUGGUCCAUGAGAGGCAGCGGAGGUGGGAACCAAACAAGUGGAGGGAGUAACAGUGGAGAGAGGAAGAUGCGCUCUAAGGCCUUCCAGAAGUGCCCCAUCUGCUCCAAGGUCAUCCAGGGUGCAGGCAAGCUUCCACGGCACAUCCGUACACACACGGGAGAAAAGCCCUAUGAAUGCGCCAUCUGCAAAGUGAGAUUCACCAGGCAGGACAAACUAAAGGUUCACAUGCGCAAGCAUACAGGAGAGAAGCCUUACCUGUGUACCCAGUGUGGCGCAGCCUUCGCCCACAACUACGACCUGAAGAAUCACAUGCGUGUGCACACAGGCUUACGUCCCUACCAGUGCUCCAGCUGUUUUAAAACCUUUGUGCGCUCGGACCACCUCCAUCGUCAUCUCAAGAAAGACGGCUGCAAUGGAAUCCCUUCCCGACGAGGCCGCAAGCCACGCAUACGAGAUCCUGAGCUCUUAGAAGGUCCUCUGGAAUUCCAUGGCCCAGAAGCGGACAUCGAGAGAGGGCGACGGCAUCCAGACGGGGGGAGCGGAAUGUCAGUCAUGGAGGAAAAUCAUGGUAGUCACACGCACAGUCCGGUUCCUGAUGGGGAAGAUAGUCAAGAUAUGAGCCUAGGACAAAGGGAUAUCGCGACUACGUAAACCAGACUUUAUCGGAGAGGGCUUUACUCGAAAAGCAGAGGAAGAAUUCAGUGGAAAAUAUAAGAAAAAAAAAACUUAAAACUACAUGGUCCUCUUUAAAAAACCAAAUCAGGGUGUCACGCAAAUCUAAUCUCCUAGUUUCUUUUUGCUGUUUUUUAGCUUUCGCAUUCCAUAUAGAGACUUAACCAACGAGUUAUUGGUCUGUCGAAGAGCAAAGAGCAUUUCAAAUCACUUACCCACGCCGUCACCAUCUUUCAGUUUUUUUUGUUGGUCUUCUUUGUAACAUUGGCCAUGUGUGUACGAGAAAAAGCUACUAUGCAGUUGAAACAAGUUCAUCUCCAGGUCACAUCUGCAAGGCCUCGACUUAAAAAGUAAGGUGUCAAACACCAGGCUGGCUGCUGGAUCAACAGGUUAGCUACGAAUGGUCUAAGAUGUGAUAGGCAACCUCUUUUUCUAAUGCAACGUGUACAUACACUAUGUCUCAGAUUGCAAUAUAUGCAAUACUCUGAUGCAGCACCUUUUUUUCGCUAAAUGUUCCAGAAAGAGUCACACCGUGUCUACACCGGAAGUGUUGCGGCGCGAUGCGACGAGACAAUAGAAAGCAUUAGAACCCAUUGUAAUUUUAAAUAUUGUCCUCGCAGGACGCGGCGCAAUGCGGAAAUCCCAUUAGAACAAGCCACGUGUCGCAUCGCAUCCGGUGUAGAAACGCUGUCAGACAGGGGUUUGAUUUUAAGUGUUACUUUCUCAUUAAAAGUUUAUUUUGUUUUGCGACAAAAGAAAAAUUUAAAUUAUAAUCUUAAUGGGGUUUAAUGGUUAACUUUUAAGUUGAAUCCACAUACAGAGCUUCAUAAUUUCUUUUUUUGGGGGCAGGAAGAGGAUAAGAGAAGGGAUGAGGUCCUGUGUUUCUAAAGCACUACCUUCAUCCGAUCGCCACUGGGCACAAUCAUGUUAAAUCUUACCUCUCACAGGCCUGCGUUUCCUUCUUGGCAGUCUUACUUGCAUCAUAAGUCUUAUUUUUGGGAUUGUCUUAUUAUUUUGUUGUUAUUGAUGUUUUUUUAGUUGAUUCUUUUGGGUACUUGACACUUUACAUUUGUAUAUGUGUGUAUAUAUUGGGUUGUAAUGUUAUGAGACCCUUUAUAAGAUAUAUAUUUCACAUAGAAAGGGUUACAGCUUCCUUAGCUUCACUCCAGGUUUCUUAAUGGGUUGUGUUUGCGGGUGGGAUACGCUUUGUGACCUUUUAGAGAAUUAUAACCGAAAAACCCGUUUUUCCUAAACUGCACUUAAUGGAACCCUAAAGUUUCCACCUAAAGUAUGAAUUGUAAUAAAUGUGCUACAGUUUGAAUGCUUCAGCAGAUGAGUGAAACAGUAUGCAACAGUGAAGUGAGGCCGCCACUGUUAUACAAACAGCUGGUGAACAAGCUAAGCAGGGAAUCUUAUAUUUGUAUGUUUGUUUUAUUGGCAAAAGAGAGAUGAGCACCUUUUUAUGCAUUUGCACAGCUUUAACUAAAGAUAUCAGAGAGAGAGAAAUAUCUAUUUAAGAAGGCCGUUUGGGUUGGGAUACAAAGUGCUUAUUCAAUUUCUUUGCCCAAGGGACCAUAGUCAAGAAAAGCGAUAAGGUGAGCAAUAAAUUAAUGUCCAACAUGGAAGUUCGAAUAAGCACACAGCUGUGGCUGAGUUAAAGGGGGGUCCCGUUUUUAGCACUUGAAACACGAAAAUUGUUUAUUAAUGCAUUUUAUAUACAUGCAAAUGGGAUCAAAUAUAGAAAAAUCUUGAUUGAUAGAAAGAGAGUAUGUGUCCUAAAGACAGAGACUUUUACCAUAAAGUAAUAUGUGCUUCCUUGUGUUGGUUAGAAAGGGUGCAGCAACAGCCUUCAGCCACAAUUGGGCGAAAGGGGUCUGGAGCAUCAUCAGGCAGGUUUUUUUGGGCAUGUCAAGACAGGCUCUGCCAAAAAGUAGGUGCUUUGGUUAUAUUAGUACAUAUACCAGGACGAGACUUGUAGCAGAGUCUUUUGUUGUUGAUUUAGUCAGAUCUUAAUCGCUGGUUAUUUUCUAUCGUUGCUGGGAUAUUAGCCCAUUCAGUGGCUGAGGAUACGCAAUUUAGUUUUUUCAUGGUGAAUGCAGUUUUCUGUAUCGAACCUACGAUGAUGCUGUACCCUUGUCUUGUGCACCUUAAUAAGAAAGAAGCAAGAUUUGAAUGCACUUUGUUACUGAGAAGGGCACUUUUUAGUAAAAAAGAAAACGGGUACGUUGAAACAAAAAAGUAAAUGUGCUAAAAUAUGGCCCAUUCGAAUGGCGAUGCUCAGCUUGUUAUGUUUUUUUUCUUUUGACUUGUUUUUUAGCUUGUUCGUCUUUGACAUCUAGCUGCCAAAACGGUGCACACAGUCACUCGAGAAAAGAAGGGCAGGGUGAAGAUAUUUUGUUGUCCGAAAAUGUUGGUUGAUAUGAUAUUAGCAUAAAAAAGAGUAAAUACCCUAAGAAAUGUAUUAAUAUGCCUAAUGACUAAUUGCACUUAAAGUUGAUAAAAAGGUUAAAAAGUUCUCUAUUUGGUCUUAAUACAAAGAAGAGUGGCAGGAAACGUGGCUGUAUGUAAGACUCAGGGUUUUAACUUCAGCCAUGUACUUUGUUUAAAAUCGUCACGUGUCUGUCAGUACAUUGCGGUCCCUGAAAAUACACCUACGUACUGUUGUUCACCUUAGCUAGGAAAGAUUUGAGCGGUUGAAAGGUUUGUAUGACUGGAUAAUAUAGCAGUAGCUGGAAAUUCCAGUGUGUGUCGUUUCACACCCCAAAACACGUUUGCUUGAGUUUAUGCGGUAACGCAUUGACUUGGGCUAUCUCCUGUACACUUAUCAACUGUCACUCGCAACCUGCCAUCAAUACAAUGUAGCUUUUAAAUUAGUUUUUGAGGAUGUUUUGUACCAUUGUCACGGCCCGAAUCCAUCCUCCCUCAUUACAGAGGCAGCAGUGAGAGCGAAAUUUGUUGGGACGAAAACAUACCUGAGUUCCCUUGAUAUUGUUUGUUAUUCAUUUUCUGUGAUCGUUAGUGUGAGACUUUUACAUUUUAAACUUGCAAUGCUUUCUUGAUGUUUUAUUGUUAAAUGUGUCACGUCUGAUUUAUUUUUUCUAGCUAAGAUAACGCUAGCUGUGUGGGUGGGGUUUAGCAAGGAGUCAAGGUUAAAUGGUGGUGGAUAUUGGGUGGGAGGGUAUUAGGGGGUACAAAGCCUGAUAGCACUGGAAAUGGUGCUUUAGCUGAGAAAGAGUUUUUGCACUAAAUGUCACUCAUGUCCUUGGAAAAAGGGGGGGGGAGCUUUGACAAGACCUUUAAGUUUCAGUAAAUGCAUUAAAUAGUCUCCACUUCAUUUCCCACAACAUACAUCUGCGACUAACCUUUUGAAAACCAAAGUAUGGGAAUACUUGGAUAACUUGAAGUUUCUAGUCAAUUAGGUUUUUGCAUCAGAUGCACUUGUAUAUAGCAAAGCUAAAUGAUUUCCUAGACUAGUAUAGAUUAAGUGUCCACAACAACCCAGAAGUAAGCUACUUGAGAACAAUAUUCACGGAAUGGCUUGUAUCCAACAGGAUCAAACGUUAAGCGUCUGUUUCUACAAAGCAGAUUGGUGGAGUUAUUAAAGGUCUAGAUUCCAGAGGGAGUCAUUGGCUUUCUCUGGGGUGGCUCAAUGGGUCCGAAAAGGAGUUCAGGAGCAGAGUCUUGAAGCUUGACAAUUGGAGAAGGAUUGUGGAGAGAAUGUGCCUUAACAUAACAGGAGAAUGGGAGGGUUCUUCAAAUGGUGGCUUCCAUUCCAGCUUUCUAAAUUAUUCUUGAAUACUUGUGUCAGAUAUCAAACACGGUUUUAUCGUGGACGUUUGUAAGAACCAAAAAACGUUCGUCCAGAGCUUGUCUAACACACCUCAACUUGUAAAUACUAACUAAUAAUCACAGUCGUCCGCUGGGAAAUGUUCAUUGCAGUGAUGAGAUUCUUUUAUCUUCCAUUUUGCGCUGUUUAUUGCUUCCGCCCUAAUGAUAACUUCACUGACAGACACUACGCAGAGAAGGUGUCACGAAACCCUGCAGAAGCUGCAGCAAAUAUCUGACUGCAGAAGCUUAUGAAAUAUCCAAAUCUUAAUCUUCUUUGUGUCUUUGUUUAACUUAUUGGACAAAAGCAUUAAAGAUUACAAUGACUGUAAUAAUCAUGGAAGAUCAUUUGCUUCAACCAAUGUUUUGUAGAUUAUCUGGCUGGGCCGAAGCACAACUAGCUGAGGACACCAUAAUGCACGGCUAGUUUCGCAUAGUUCUUUUGACUUGACCCACUCCAGGAGUUGCUUGUGGGCAGUGGGUACUAGUUUGCACAGUUUGGGGAGUGCAGGUGGCAUUGUUUGUGCAGGUUGGGCAGGGAAACAGGGCUUAUAGUGCUUGGGAGAGCCACGUCAGGUAUUGCUGUGCCAUUAUGUGUACCUAAGGAAUUAUAGCCAUCUAAGUCUUUGACUGCCUCAGCUGGUUAUGUUUCACCGAUCAAGGGGAUCUUCUGGAGAGCAAAUGUCAGAGUGUGUGGUCGGAGGAGGCAGUGGGAUUUCAGGGGAUUAUGGGCCGUCAUCGAUGCUUCUCAGGUUAAAUAUCAGUCCAUGUCCAUUUCUAUUCUUUGGUUUAAGCUCAAAUUUUGCCUUCUAUGUAAUCAAAGCUUUAUUGUACUGAAAGUACACCAACCGAAUAUAUAUUAUGAGUUUUGAAGAUACUAUAUCAAAGCCAACUCACCCAUGUGACCACAACACCCUCAUUGUUUGCCUAAUAACUGUACAUUCUUGUCUAGAAAAGGUCGAUGUUCAGUUUAUGGACAUGUGUUAACAUUCUAGAAAUGAGGGUGGAUGGACUGUACAGGCUUUCGAAGGAAGCCAUAACAGCAGUGAAUUGUGGGACGGAGACUGUAAAGUCUGGGGUCUUCAACAAGUCAAGGAUGCAUUCCAUAACUUCCUCUUAACCAUAAUAAUUGUUAGAACGAACAGAUGCUGAUAGAGGAAAAAGAGGUGUUUUUUACGUUUAAAAGGACUUUGUUAAAGCUUGGAUUUCUUAUUCCUCUAUCCCGAAUGUCCAGAGAAGGGAAUGUGUCGGGCUUUACAAAGCCAUAAAGCUGAUUGCAGUUCUGUGAUUGUAACAAAAAGCACUUUGCGAAAGGCCAUCCAGAAUAUUGUGUGCUGUCUUCUUUGAUUAAUACUGUUGUUGUUUUAUUGUUGUUUUUUUCUCUUGUUGAUGCUUUUUUGUUAUCUCAAAGUGGAUGUAUUGAUUUAUUUAAAUGCAAAUACUACAUGAAAAGAAAAGAAACUUGAAUAUGCGAUAUAUUUGGGUUGAAGUCCAUUUGAACUGCCGCCCCGUACAUACCACAUCUCCGUAAAGACACAGCAAAAUAAGGAAUGACGUACAUUCAAGAUGUCGUACAUGUAGUCUUUUUUUCACAUGGAAACCCUAAUGUCAAGAUAUAAAGACUAACUCAUGGAUUUUCACUAUUCUGCUUAAUAGACAUAGAAUUUAUAAGAAAGUAGAUCUAGAUUAUUUGCAUUGUUCGGGCCUAAACAACCCAAACAAUAUUUAUGGGCUUUACCUUGCAGUCCAACCUCUUAAGGCAGUCAGGUUGGAACAAUAUUAAACUUUUUUGCAUAUGGUUGAGAUACGAUAUCUCUAAUUACUUUCAUUAUAUGUUGUUAGAUGGAAAACCAUUAGCAUAAUCUAAAUCCCACAUUGCAUCAUGUGUAUGUUUUUUAAAGAGUGAAACUGUUUUUGCAACUUUCCAGAAGUUUAUAAGGGACUCAUUACACGCUUUAUUCCAAGCUCUUGUACAUUUCAUGUAUGGAAUCUGUACACAUAAUUCCUCAAGCGAGUAUUCAGAUGAACAGAUGCAACAAUUUCUUUUUUCAGGCUUUCGGGGCACUUUCUAACACUUGCGUAGACUUUGGGGCGGCAGAGAAAUUCCCAGUGUCUCAGGCUUGGACAGCAGAAACCCUGUUUUAUUUUUUGGUUAAAUCAAGUCCUGUACCUUCCAUUGUCUUUCAGUGUGUGUUGAAGCUAUAGAGAUGUAUUGGAGAAUUUGGGAGAACUUGCACUUUUGGCGAUGAAAAGAAUUUGUAUUGUAUAUGAGACCACUAAACCUACAUCGUCUAAAUCAAACAAUUCCAUCUUGUUUUCCUUUGUCAUUUUGAUCUAUUUUUUCUGUACUUUUUGUUUUGUUUUUAUUUUUACAAAAUAUAUCCAAAAUGUCUGACGUUUAAAAAAUAAGACAUUUCUAUUAAAAACAGAAUGUUUACGACCUGUC